GCACAUUGUCAGUAGACUCCUGCUCCUAGUUACAUACAUGAUAAUUACAGCGAGAGUCGCAGAUACCACGCCCUCUGAGCAACCCCAUCAACCAAAGCAAACAAGUUCAUCACACCUAAUGCUCGCUGACAUGAAGAAAAAACGUGACACCGAAUCAUAUGCUCGCUUUAAAACCCCUGACAGAUUUAGGUCAUUGUAGCAAAACAUCCACAUAAGGGCAAGGUGUAGUGCGAUAGAAACGUCACUCGAAAGCUGUAAGACAGAAGGCAGGGGAAGAAUCGAAUGAUUAUCGGGAUUUAUAACAUGGAAGAA
This is a messenger RNA of Aspergillus saccharolyticus JOP 1030-1, 312 nucleotides long. RefSeq lists its product as uncharacterized. Bases 38 to 199 code for a protein of 53 amino acids. Lineage: Eukaryota; Fungi; Ascomycota; Eurotiomycetes; Eurotiales; Aspergillaceae. The transcript has a single exon. The record is from RefSeq and is a predicted model, not a curated record.